AUGGAACUUGGACUUCGAGCCCCUUCUGCACUGCCCCACUGCCCCCGGUCUAGGCAGCGGCCUGCCCUGUGGCCAGCCCUGGCGGCUCUGGCCCUGCUAAGCAGCAUCGCGGAGGCCUCCCUCGGCCCCACGCCCCGCAGCUCGGCCACCCGCGAAGGCCCCGCGCCAGUCCUGGCGCCCCCCGCCGGCCACCUGCCGGGGGGACGCAUGUCCCGCUUGUGCGGCGGAAGAGCUCGGAGGUCGCAGCUGCAGCCUCCCCGGCCGGCACCCCCGCCGCCCGCACCGUCGCCUGCUCCACCCCGCGGUGUCCGCGCGGCGCGUGCCGGGGGUCGGGGGAGCCGCGCGCGGGCGGCGGGGGCGCGGGGCUGCCGCCUGCGCUCGCAGCUGGUGCCGGUGCACGCGCUGGGCCUGGGCCACAGCUCCGACGAGCUGGUGCGUUUCCGUUUCUGCAGCGGCUCCUGCCGCCGCGCGCGCUCCCCGCACGACCUCAGCCUGGCCAGCCUGCUGGGCGCGGGGGCCCUGCGGCCGCCCCCGGGCUCCCGGCCAGUCAGCCAGCCCUGCUGCCGACCCACGCGCUAUGAGGCAGUCUCCUUCAUGGACGUCAACAGCACCUGGAGGACCGUGGACCGCCUCUCAGCCACCGCCUGCGGCUGCCUGGGCUGA
Molecule: messenger RNA, 663 nt
Organism: Cynocephalus volans (Philippine flying lemur)
Lineage: Eukaryota; Metazoa; Chordata; Mammalia; Dermoptera; Cynocephalidae
Gene: ARTN
Product: artemin
Exons: 3
Coding region: 1-663 (220 amino acids)
Biological process (GO): peripheral nervous system development
Molecular function (GO): receptor tyrosine kinase binding; growth factor activity; glial cell-derived neurotrophic factor receptor binding
Source: RefSeq, a predicted model, not a curated record